Molecule: messenger RNA, 471 nt
Organism: Nanorana parkeri
Lineage: Eukaryota; Metazoa; Chordata; Amphibia; Anura; Dicroglossidae
Product: calpain-1 catalytic subunit-like
Exons: 3
Biological process (GO): proteolysis
Cellular component (GO): cytoplasm
Molecular function (GO): calcium-dependent cysteine-type endopeptidase activity
Source: RefSeq, a predicted model, not a curated record
CUGUCGCGGUUCGGUGAAUGGGUGGAUGUCGUCAUUGAUGAUGUACUCCCAACUAAGGACAAUCGUCUCAUGUACGCGAAGAGCAGCACGCCGGGCGAGAUGUGGAGCUCCCUACUGGAGAAGGCCUACGCCAAGGUAAGCGGAGGGUAUUCAGCACUGGAAGGAGGGACGAUCCCCGAGGCUCUGGAGGACUUCACUGGAGGCAUUGCGGAGACGGUCAGUCUGAGCAGACACACCUCAGAGGAUAUCUGGGACUUGAUUGUCCAAUCAGAACAGAGGGGCUUUCCCAUGGCCUGCUAUAUAGAGGUGAGGAGCACAGACAGUAGAAUUGUUCCUCGCACUCCCCCUGAGCUCAUCCCUCUCUCUGUCUCCUGGAAGGUGGGUGAGCGCGGGGUCAUUGGACAGGUGAAUGAGGAUGGACUGGUCCUGGGUCAUGCCUACUCCAUAAUAGGAGCCACGGAGGGGCCCUGA